GUCAAGGCAUGCCAAUUUGUUUGGAUUUCCAUGUGACACCGACUUCAUCUAAAAUAACCGAUAAAACCGCCGGAAACUAAGCGAAAUCUGUCCGUGUGAGACAGCAGUGAUGGGAAAGAAAGGCAAGAAAGAGAAGAAGGUGAAGGGAGCGGAGAAAACAGCCGCCAAAAUGGAGAAAAAGGUUUCAAAAAGGUCCAAACGAGAGGAGGAGGAUUUAGAGGCUCUGAUCGCUGAGUUUCAGAAUCUGGAUGCAAAGAAGACCCAAGUCGUAGAGUCAACAUGUCCACCUCCAUCACCGAGAUUGAGCGCGUCUCUUUCUGCGCAUCCUGAGAAAGAUGAGCUCAUCCUGUUUGGGGGAGAAUUCUUCAACGGAAAGAAGACGUACCUGUACAACGAUCUGUUUUUCUACAACAUAAAGAAGAACAGCUGGGUUAAAUCUGAGAUCCCCAACCCUCCUCCCCCACGCUGCUCCCACCAGGCGGUGGUGGUUCCCCAGGGUGGGGGUCAGCUCUGGGUGUUUGGGGGAGAGUUUGCCUCUCCGAACGGGGAGCAGUUCUACCACUACAAGGACCUCUGGGUGCUGCACCUGGCUACACACACGUGGGAGAACAUCAAGGCGCCUGGCGGUCCAUCAGGACGCAGCGGUCACCGGAUGGUCCUCGGCAAGAAACAGCUGCUGGUGUUUGGAGGUUUUCACGAGAGCACCAGGGAUUUUAUCUACUACAAUGACAUCUACUCCUUCUCCCUGGACACCUUCUCCUGGUCACGCCUCACUCCGUCAGGCACCGCCCCCUCCCCGCGCUCCGCCUGUCAGAUGACCUCCACGCCAGACAGCACGGGUGUCAUCAUUUAUGGGGGAUACUCUAAAGUGAGAGUCAAGAAGGAUGUAGAGAAGGGAACCAUCCACUCAGACAUGUUCCUUCUCAAGCGAGAGGGUAAAGAUGGCCAAGAGAAGUGGUCAUGGUCCAGGUUGAACCCCUCUGGGAACAAGCCUCCACCUCGCUCUGGUUUUUCUCUGGCGGUGGGUCCAGCAGGGCGGGCGGUGCUGUUUGGUGGAGUUUGUGAUGAGGAAGAGGAGGAGACACUGGAGGGCGACUUCUACAACGACCUCUACCUGUACGACACAGCGAAGAACCGCUGGUUCCCCGGCCUGCUCAGGGGAAACAAGCCAGAGAAGAAGAAAAGAAGAAGAGGGAAGAAGGGUGGAGCAGAGGGGGAGGGAGAGGAGACGAAAGAGGAGGAGCAGCAGGAGGGGACACCUCAAGGACCCACGGAGGUCAUCAAGGAGAUUAUCACUGAGGACGGCACCGUGAUGACCAUCAAGGAGGUGAUCCCUGGAGCUCAGGAGGAGGAGGAGGAGGAGGAGGAGGAGGAGGAAGAGGAGGACGAGGACGAUGCUGGUUCAGCCUCGGCCCCUCUGGUGGAGCCCUGUGCGAGGUCCAGCGCCAUGGCAACGGUGCGUCAGGGCAAGCUCUUCCUAUACGGAGGGAUGUUCGAGGUUGGCGACCGUCAGUUCACACUGAACGACUUCUACUGUCUGGACCUCAACAAGAUGGACCAGUGGGACGUUCUGGUUGAAAUGGAUCCAAAGACGCAGGAGUGGCUGGAAGAGUCUGAGUCAGAGGAAGAUGAGGAGGAGGAGGAGGAGGCGAAAGGAGCAGAAGGGGAGGAAGAGGAGGAGGAGUCUGAAGAGGAAAGCGAGGAUGAGGAAGAUGAAGAGGAGCACCCCGCAGUGCAGGAGGGAGAGACAGUGACGGAUUACCAGACCCGCACAGAGCAGUACUGGAUAGGACUUGCACGUGCCAACAUGGGCCCCGACGCCAAGGACAAAAAGGUCGCCAAGGUUGCCCUCGCUAUGGCUAAAGUCUUCUUUGAAGACCAGUAGUGGGAUUUGCCCAAAACUGUUUGAGUGACUGUGAGUUUGCGGUUUGUGUGUGUGCGUGUAUGUGUGUUCUUUGUAAGGAACUUUUAUAAAGUUUUGAACUGCCCUGCAAAAAGUUCAAAUAAUGCAAAUUGAAUAUCAUUCAAAUUUAAAACGGAAAAUAAAAAAAAAAACACUUAAAUUUCUCCCACUGUUGAAAUUAAAUUUGUAUAUAUUGACUAUUUUUACGAGUACACUGUUAUAUUUCUGGUAUGUUGACAGUUGUUCAUCAAAUCUCAGUAAGAAUAACGCUGUGUGACUUCACAUGGUAACAUUUAACGUUAACAUUUUUAGGUAUUUUGCUGCUGUCCGUUUUUGAGACCAGUGUGUUGAGGCAAAGUAAAUAAGACAGUAGUGUUUAAAUACUCGGAGCCACAUCUUAGUGCAGGUGAGUAUUGAAAUUAAAUUGCAUCGUCAUGUCAUGAGGACUAAAAAAGUUGGGGGUUGUACAAACUGCUAAAUUAUUAUCUUCCCUUUAACAUGGCUCUUUUUAUCCCAAAAACAUCUGUGUAGCGUUCCUCUUUUAUUGCUUAUAGAUCAGUGAUGUCACAGGGGGUGUUUUACCUGCAAGCUUGUCAGAUUUGUGCCAGAACUAAAACUUGACUACACUUAAACCCACUUUAGGUGAUUUUUCUG
Molecule: messenger RNA, 2557 nt
Organism: Plectropomus leopardus (leopard coralgrouper)
Lineage: Eukaryota; Metazoa; Chordata; Actinopteri; Perciformes; Serranidae
Source: RefSeq, a predicted model, not a curated record